UUUGAAAACGCAGGCGGCAAGCCAACGAAAUUCGCGACCGUAACUCGGAUUGUCGUCUGUGGAUACUCGAUCGCCUAGGGCGUAAUUUCGACUCGAAUUUGAAUCCGACUCCAAUCGAGGCCGCUCCUGCGUAUAUUUCCACCCCGAAUUUCGUCGACCGAUCCAUCCGCUCGACACCCACCUCCCCUCGUCCGGCGAUCCCGCCUCCACCGCGCGCGGAUCCCCUCUCCAGCAACCAAAGCGCGCGGCUCGCUGCGCCGAGCUAGCGCGAUGCCCCCCCGCAAGCGGCCCGCCGCCGUCCUCGACGCCGGUCACGCCACCACGACGACGAGUAGACAAUCGUCGGCGUCCUGCAAGAGGAGCCGCACCAGAAUCCGAAGCACCGAGGAGUACGAGGAGGAGACCCGCCUCGGCGAGGGCGGCUUCGGCUGCGUCCUCCUGGCGCGCCACCGCGACACCCACAAGAUCGUCGCCAUCAAGUACCUCUACUGGCCGGACGGGUCCCAGCAGCCCCCCGACGCCGCCGAGCUUCUGCGGGAGGCCCGAUUCCUCGAGGCCUGCGACGGGAACCCCUACGUCGUCGGCUUCGAGGGCCUGGUGCGCGACCCCGACAACGGCGCCUUCGGCCUCGUCAUGGAGUACGUCGCCGCGCCGAGCCUCCACAAGUUCCUGCGGAACAGGCGCAGCGGCCAGCCGCUCCCGGAGUCCACCGUGCGCGCCAUCAUGUGGAAGCUCCUCACCGGUGCCAAGACGAUGCACGGCCGCCACGUCGUCCACCGCGACAUCAAGCCCGGCAACAUCCUCGUCGGCCAAGACGGGGAGCUCGUCAAAAUCUGCGACUUUGGGCUGGCGAUCUCCAUGUCCGAGCUGCCGCCGUACAACCAGGCCGGCACGCCGUUCUACGUGGCGCCCGAGGUGCUCCUGGGGAAGCGGGACUACGACGCGCUCGUGGACACGUGGUCUAUCGGCUGCGUCAUGGCCGAGAUGCUCACCGGUAAGACGCUGUUCCUCGGCGAUGAUGACGACGACGCCGCAGACAAUGAGAUCGUCCAGCUCUGGAGCAUCUUCCGCUUGCUCGGGACGCCGGACGAGAGGACGUGGCCGGAGUUCACGUCGCUGCCGCUCACCGCAAAGGCGCUGAAACUGCUACCGCGGGGGCACAAGCACGACAAGCUGCGGGAACUGUUCCCUCAAGAGAAGCUGUCCGAGCAUGGGUUCCAGGUGUUGCAAGGCCUUCUCACGUGCAACCCCAACCAGCGACUGACGGCGGCCACGGCGCUCAAGCACCGAUGGUUUGCUGCUCCUCGUACAGCCGCCGCCGCUCCAAAGGUCGAAAAGAAGGCACCAAGGACCAAGUUCAUCCCGCCGGCCAUGCCGCAGAAGAAUCUACUCAAAAUUCCACUCGCCGUGUGGAACGCAGCACAACAAGUGUAG
This is a messenger RNA of Triticum urartu, 1434 nucleotides long. RefSeq names its product putative cyclin-dependent kinase F-2. Gene Ontology annotation, molecular function: protein serine/threonine kinase activity; ATP binding. NCBI's taxonomy places the organism in Eukaryota, Viridiplantae, Streptophyta, Magnoliopsida, Poales, Poaceae. The record is from RefSeq and is a predicted model, not a curated record. Gene Ontology annotation, biological process: regulation of mitotic cell cycle; protein phosphorylation. Gene Ontology annotation, cellular component: nucleus.